Myiozetetes cayanensis is the source of this 1045-nucleotide messenger RNA. It is a transcript of the gene TMIE, whose product is annotated as transmembrane inner ear. The transcript is spliced from 5 exons. The record is from RefSeq and is a predicted model, not a curated record. Bases 1 to 474 code for a protein of 157 amino acids. Lineage: Eukaryota; Metazoa; Chordata; Aves; Passeriformes; Tyrannidae.
AUGGCGUGGGAUGCAGCCCUGCAGCAUCCUCCGUCCUGGCUGGGAUCCUCCGCCCUCCUCCUGUCCUGCUCCGGGGCUGCCGUGGCUCAGCUGAUCGAGGCCACCACGGAACCCCCCAAGAAGAAGCCGGACCCCGUGACUUCGGAGACCGUGGUCAUCUGGGGGCUCAGGCUCUGGCAGGUGGUCGGCAUCUUUGCCCUCUUCGUCCUGGCAGUCAUCAUCACCCUGUGCUGCAUCUUCAAGUGCCGGAUCCCGCGCACCAGGAAGGAGAUCGAGGCGCGUUACGCCCAGCGCCAGGCGGCCAAGAACUACGCGGACAAGCUGGACACUGUGCCGCCCCUCAACGAGCUCACAGAGAUCCCUGGAGGCUCUACUGAAACUCUCCUUACUCUCUCUGGUCAUGUCCAGCCCAGACCUCUCAACUCCCUGCCUGUGCUGAAAGAAGAGGAUGAAAUGGCCCUGCAAGGAAAUUAGGGAUCUGCCUUCCUGCCUGCCUGUCUGUCUGUGGCUUCUCUUUCCCGCUGGGAUCCAUCAGCCCUUGGACUUUCUGCUUCUCCUUUCUGCAUUUGGCCUCUGUUUUCUCCGGUUUUAGGACCUUUAUUUUCCUCUCUUCCCUGUGUCUCUGCAAACCCUGUGACCUGCUGCUUCCUAAAAACUGCAAGUUUCCUUCGUUCAAAAAUGGGAUGUUUCAGUCCCUGGAUCGUGGGAAGAGGCAGAUGAAACAACUGCAGCAGUUUAGUCCUACACCAGCAAAAUGCACAACUAAAAGAGUUUGCCAGUAGGAACUUGCCCAAAGCUCAGGAUUUCAGAGGUGUCCUGACAUCUGACCACGAACUGAGGAUGCUCAGACCCCUCUCUGGAGCAGAACCCGACUGGCCACUUGAAUUUAACCUGCUUUAAAGUCCAAGGUCACCCGAAGCUCAGCCUACAGAGGAAAAGAAGGAAGAAGUUCCCACCGUGUCUGGAAAAGUGGACACGGCUCAGGGGAAGAAAGAUGGAUCCAAGGGCACCAAGAAGAAGGAGGGGGAGAAGGAGGAGAAAGAAG